AUGGCGGACGAAGCCCCCCCGGUGUACACGUUGCACUACUUCCCCUUUUCUCUGUACUCUCUCAUGUCCCGUUUCGCUUUUGUUCUCGGCCAGGCGUUGAAUCCCGAAACAGCGCCGAGGCUCGAAGUGAAGAUGGUCAACCUUCAUCGAGAGGAGAAUUACUCGGAGAGGUAUCUCACACAAGUCAAUCCCAAGGGUCAAGUUCCGGCCCUCACAUCGCCGCUGCUCGACUCAAAUCUUGUUGAGAGCCGUGAUAUCGCCGGGUGGCUGUGCCAGAAGCAGCCAGAAUUGUUGCCUGAAGAGCAUCGCGAGACGAUUGAGCGUGUCAUGGACAAGAUUUACGCCUACCAUGCCAAAGCGCUGCUUGUAGCACCAGACGACAGGAAAGACGGGCUCCAGAAUCAGGCCGCCGCGAUGCUCGAGGAUCCGGAGCUCACGGAAGCGCACCGGAGAGCGCUGGAGAUCAAGAGUGUCUUGACUCUUGAGCCAGAAAACAUUCUGCGGGCCGAGAACCAAGCGCAUGAUUUGAUGUCAGAUCUGGCUACCCUUCUUGAAGUCCACAAAGGCGAGGGUAAGACCUGGAUUUUCGGCGACAGGCCCACGAUCCUGGACGCACAUGCAGUAGCUUUCGCUGCGCGCCUGCUAGACCAGCAGAGAUUCGACCUGGUGCUGGAUGCGGUAAAGGGCUAUGUCGAAGUGGUUCGGGACACAGACGAGUGGCGCAAGGUCACUCACGGACGGUCGACGUUAUGGAACGUGUCAAUGGGCCACGCCGCAGAUUUGGAUCCGCUCUGA
This is a messenger RNA of Purpureocillium lilacinum, 795 nucleotides long. The record is from RefSeq and is a predicted model, not a curated record. Lineage: Eukaryota; Fungi; Ascomycota; Sordariomycetes; Hypocreales; Ophiocordycipitaceae.